AUGCAGAAGUGUAGUGAAGACGCUGGAGCGGCGGCCAUUAACCUCAGCGCAUCUCAAUCUGCAGCAGCAAUGGCGGAGUAUAGAUCAGUCCACAACCACACAGGUGUGUGUCCUCCUCUGGCGUCUCCUGCACUCGGCACACUGCAGCAGGUGUCUGGAGAUGGGCUCAGAGUGGGCUCUGUUUUCAUUCUGCACUGUCCGGUCAGACACCAAGCGAUGAGCGGUGGUCAGAUCUCCUGUGUGUGGAGCCAAGAGGACAACAGCACACACUGGAGCGGAGGAACACCGCACUGCAGACCUCUGCCCCAUAUCGAUGACAAGGGCUUUCGUUUAGCUCUGCUGCUGGCCUUCAUCAGCUGCGCCAUCAUCCUCUUAAUGAGCAUCAUCUUCAUCACCUCCUGUCUGCGGGGAUGUGUCAAACGAGAGGAGAGGAGGAGGAUGGAGAGAGCCAGAAAAACGGAGUUAUGGCAACAGCUGAACAUUGCGGAGGCCGAGAUGCAGAGAGAGAUGCUGCACAACCAGAAGAACACAAACAACAACAAUCACAACAACAACAACAUCAACAACAACCACAACUGUAAUAACAUCAACAACAAUAACAGCAGGAGUGACAGAGCAAAACAGCACACAGGAGUCCUCAGCACCCCACACACAUGUGUCCAGCUCCACCCAUGUCAGUGUUCUGUGAUUCUCCAUCCUCCGUCUGACUGUUCGCUGGUCUGUCGGCCGCUGCUUCAGGAUCCGAUCUGGAACACACAAACAACACACACACACACACACACAGCGCUCCGCAUGAGCAGCACAGAUGCUGACCAGCACUCCUCAUCCAACAGAUGAAUCCUCAACUGAGCAUUCUGUACAUGAGCUCUUCUGUUUGAAUGAUUGUUUCUUCAAUAAUUGUGUGUUAUUGUUGAAUUAUUGCACUGGACACUGGCCAGUAUGGAGUAUGAAUUUAAAGUAUUCUGGCCAGUUGUGAAUGUUCAUCAUGUGUGAUUUGCCUCUUGUGCCGAUGUGAAUGUUUGCAGAUGAGUUAAGUAUUAAUCAGUGUGUAUCAAUAAUGACCCAGAACAGAGCAGUGCGGUAUUAGCACACAGUGAACAUGUUUACAGAGAGUUGAGGAGCGUCAUCUGGACUCAAUCAUCAGAAUUAUGACAAUAGCAAAACUCAAAUGAGUGCAUUUUUGUACAGAUGUAGUCAAGCAGGCUAUGUCAACUGAGCUAAAUGCAGCCACUUAGGUUAGGUGAGCCCAUUAAAAAGCAUUGGAUGCAGCUCAGAUUGCACUGCACCAGGUCUGCAUCCACACCCCUCUCCUUUAUUUUGAUGGUCCGUUUGUUGAAUUUAAGUUACAUUGGGUCAACAUGCCAACUAAUUCUCGUGAGAUUAUAAGUAGACUGUUAGGUUAGGGUUAGUGUAAAUUGACAUGACCGUGCAGUUUCUUAGAACCAGAUAUUAAGCAGACUACUAAUACUCAAGUGGACUAUCAAAAUAAAGUGUUACCAAAUGUAAACCCCAUUUCAGCAUAUUCAAACAAGAAGUAUUAGCCUAAAGAGUGAUGUUUAAACUCCUAGAAUUUAUACUUAUUGCUUUGUAUUCAUUUGUGUGUUUGUAUUACCCGCUCGUUUCCCCUUAUUUCUCUCAUGCUAUAUUUAACUCCUUUAUUGUUUACAAAUGAACUAUAGUUUGCAGAGACUGUAUUCUGUUUUAUUU
Molecule: messenger RNA, 1707 nt
Organism: Danio aesculapii
Lineage: Eukaryota; Metazoa; Chordata; Actinopteri; Cypriniformes; Danionidae
Gene: susd3
Product: sushi domain-containing protein 3
Cellular component (GO): plasma membrane
Source: RefSeq, a predicted model, not a curated record